CUAUAUUCUAUAUAUAGCUAGCCACCAUCAUCUCUUUGAUGCACCUAAAUCCCCUGUUCCUCAUUCCAUUGUUUUUUCUGUUUUUUUCCUUGGAUUAGGGAAAGUUGAAGAAAAUGGCGUUCGACUUAACACCAAAGAAAGCCGAAGCAUUGUUCGAGGGAGAUGGUGGAGGUUACUACACUUGGACAACUUCUGAAGUCCCACUUUUGGCUCAGCAAAAUUUGGGUGCAGGUCGUCUUCUGCUUCAACCUCGUGGCUUUGCUCUUCCUCACUAUGCAGAUUCAUCCAAAGUAGGUUACGUGAUUCAAGGUAGUGAUGGAGUAGUUGGGAUGGUUCUCCCCAACAGCAAAGAAGAGGUGGUUUUGAAACUCGAGCAAGGAGACGUUAUACCAGUACCAAUCGGAGCUGUCUCGUGGUGGUUCAACGAUGGAGACACAGAUCUCAUCAUCGUUUUUCUUGGAGAAACUUCAAAGGCUCUUAUUCCUGGUAAAUUCACCUAUUUCUUUCUAACCGGGGCCAUAGGACUCAUAGGAGGCUUCUCCACUGAUUUCACAAGCAAGGUCUAUGGCUUAGACAAAGAUGAAGCAGAAAAGCUCACAAGAAGCCAAACUGGAAUUUUGAUCAUCAAACUAGACAAAACUCAACCUAUGCCAAAGCCCCAACUGCACAACACCAAAAAGUUAGUGUAUAACAUAGAUGGUGCACCCCCAGAAAAUGCUGUGGAGAAAGCUGGGUUGGUCAAAACCUUAAUAGAGAAAGAGUUUUCAUUCAUUGGGGAUUCUGGGUUGAGCUUAAUCAGAGUAAAACUUGAACCCAAUGCUAUCAAGGCUCCAUCGUACCCAGUGAGUGCUACAACUCAGUUGAUUUAUAUUGCAAGAGGAAGUGGGAAGAUUGAAAUUGUGGACUUCAAUGGAAAGAGUGUGUUGAACACUGAAGUUGAGGCUGGUCAUUUGAUUGUGGUGCCACAGUUCUUUGUGGUUGCUGAAGUUGCUGGUGAAGAAGGAUUGGAGAGUUAUUCCACUGUAACAACAACAAAACCUUUGUUUGAAGAGUUGGCUGGAAAGACAUCAAUUUGGAGCAUUUUAUCGUCUACACUGCAAGAAGUGGCUCUUAAUGUAGAUUCUGAUUUUCAGAAGUUGUUCAUAUCCAAGAUCAAGGAAUCUACCAAUCUCUUCCCACCUACUACUUAAGUCUAUGCGUUUGAUCUACUAAUUUGUUCGUUUAUGUAUGGUUUCUUGUUUUCUAUGUUGUUUAUGAAUAACUUUAUGAUGACGAUGAAUGCGAAAAUUAUUAGUUUAUUUUGUUGUGUGAAAA
Messenger RNA from Vigna unguiculata (cowpea), 1314 nucleotides. RefSeq names its product glutelin type-A 2-like. The record is from RefSeq and is a predicted model, not a curated record. NCBI's taxonomy places the organism in Eukaryota, Viridiplantae, Streptophyta, Magnoliopsida, Fabales, Fabaceae.